AUGUCGAGGGAGUACGUGGAGCUUAGCCAGUGGACCCGCUCGCCCUUUACUCACGACGGGAAGACGUUCAUGACCGCGGAGCAGUUCAUGAUGUACUCGAAGGCCAUGCUGUUCAACGACACCGAGAUGGCGAACAUGAUGCUCAGCACGCCCCAGUCCCAGCCCAGCGAGCACAAGAAGUUGGGCAGGAUGGUGAGGAGCUUCGUCCCCGAGGUUUGGGAUAACGAGUGCGUGAGGAUAGUCGCGGGCGUCAACUCCUGCAAGUUCACGCAGAACGAGAGGCUCAUGAGGAUCCUGGUGAGCACCGGGAACAAGGUAUUGGUGGAGGCCAGCCCCUACAACCGCAUCUGGUGGAUUGAGUUCGAUGCCACCCAUGCGCUGGUCAACCGGAAGCGGUGGGGUGAAAACAGGCUGGGGAAGUCCCUGAUGAUGGUCAGGGACGAGAUGAUGAAGACCAUGAGGGAGAAGGCGGUUGGAGAGGGGGAGGAGGGGUUCAACGUCGGCCAUCCACCCAGCACAAGUAAGUAG
This is a messenger RNA of Mytilinidion resinicola, 528 nucleotides long. RefSeq names its product DUF1768-domain-containing protein. Lineage: Eukaryota; Fungi; Ascomycota; Dothideomycetes; Mytilinidiales; Mytilinidiaceae. The record is from RefSeq and is a predicted model, not a curated record. The transcript has a single exon. The coding region runs from base 1 to 528 and encodes 175 amino acids.